Sorghum bicolor (sorghum) is the source of this 1398-nucleotide messenger RNA. RefSeq names its product bisdemethoxycurcumin synthase. NCBI's taxonomy places the organism in Eukaryota, Viridiplantae, Streptophyta, Magnoliopsida, Poales, Poaceae. Gene Ontology annotation, biological process: polyketide biosynthetic process. Gene Ontology annotation, molecular function: acyltransferase activity, transferring groups other than amino-acyl groups. The record is from RefSeq and is a predicted model, not a curated record. Bases 27 to 1244 code for a protein of 405 amino acids. The transcript is spliced from 2 exons.
CAGCUGCUUUAUGUCAGGCAAAAGACAUGGGCCGAAGCAGUCCACAUUUGGCCACGGUAUUGCAUGACAUCCACCAGAGACAGCGAGCCGAUGGCCCCGCGGCCAUGCUGGGCAUCGGCACGGCAAACCCGACGAACUGCGUGCUACAAGACCAGUUCGCCGACUGGUUCUUUCACGUCACCAAGAGCGACCACCUCGCCGAUCUCAAGGCCAAGAUGAAGAAGAUUUGUGAAAGAUCAGGAAUCAAGAAGCGUUAUUUCUACCACACCGAGGAGAUCAUCGGCGCCCACCCAGAGUUGAUCGACCGCGUGCUGCCAUCGCUCACAACGAGGUUAAGUAUCAUCGCCGACGCUGCACCCAAGCUUGCCGCGGAGGCAGCAUCAAGAGCGAUCGCGGACUGGGGCCGUCCCGCGGCCGACAUCACGCACCUCGUCGUCGCCACCAACUCCGGCGCCAACGAACCUGGCGCCGACGUGCGCCUAGCGGGGUUGCUUGGCCUCCGCCCGACCGUGCGCCGCACCCUGCUCUACCUGCACGGCUGCUCGGCUGGUCUCGCCGCGCUGCGCAUGGCGAAGGACAUCGCGGAGAAUAACCGCGGCGCCCGCGUGCUCGUGGCCUGCACUCAGGCCAAGAUCCUUUGGUUCUGCCCCCCGAACGACGCCCACCUCGAUCUCAUGGUCGCCAUGACCAUGCUCGCCGACGGUGCUGGCGCUGUCGUCGUCGGCGCCGACGACCCGGCAAACCACAUCGAGCGCCCCAUCUUUCACAUGGUAUCUGCCUCGCAGACAACACUGCCGGGCACUGAACAAGCAGUGGUAGAUAAUCUACGAGAGAACGGCCUCGUCGACAGUCACUUGUCCGUCGAGGUGCCCAGGCUUCUCCGAGGCAGCAUAAGCAAGUGCUUAGCUGACUCCAUGGCACCACUAGGCCUCUUGACCGCGAGCGACAAAGGCUGGAACGGGUUCUUCUGGGCGCUGCACCCAGGCGGCCGUGCGAUCUUGGAUAGCUACGAAGCCGCUCUCGGUCUGGAGCCGGGGAAGCUUGCGGCCAGCCGGCACGUGCUAAGUGAGUACGGCAACAUGAUGGGCACGGCGAUCAUCUUUGUUCUCGACGAGAUACGCCGCCGCCGCCGCCGGCACGAUGAUGGGAAGGAUUGCCAGUGGGGUGUCAUGUCGGGGCUCGGCCCUGGACUCACAAUCGAGACAAUUGUGUUGCAUGCCACCGGCAGCCAGGACGAAAACUAAUGCCUCCGGGUCUUACUAAAAGACUGUGCGACAUGAUUGAUGAUUAUAGUCUAUAGACAUAUAUAUAUGCCCAGAGGUGCAUGAAGGGUGUAUAUGUAAGUUUAUCACAUCAUUGUUAUAAUGAUAAAUAAAGUUUCAGGACAUUUUCGAUCCA